CAUAUUUUGUGGUUUUUUGUACUCAAUCACAAAUAAUGUAGUCUUAGAGGCUCCUUACAAUGUGUAAACUUUGAAAUAAUUUCACUUAAAUCAAUCAGAUGCAUGGAUUGCGCAUCAUCCGUUAAAUGAAUAAAACUAAAAAAAGAUAUUUAUAUAUAAUGGCAGGUGUGAGUAAGUUUAGAAGUGGGUGGCGGUUAACCAGUCCUUAUAUAGAUGACAUCUUAUUUGUUUUAAGGGUAAUAAGUCUAAUAACUUAUUAGUAAGACCCGUGUUCUAUCUUUUACUACGUAUUACUGUAAGAAAUAUAUUUUUUUGGAAUACCUUUUCAUAUAUUGUAUAGGGAAUGCCAGCCAGUGUUCAAAUAUAUACCUCUGGAAAGGACUCACAAUCCCCUGUUGCUCGGCGUAGUUUUUUCCGGUGCUCCACUGUGCAGAUGAGAUGGAACAGUGGGUCAACUGGACUCCUAGUGUUGGUGCAAUCAGAUGUUGAUAAAACUAAUCAGAGUUACUAUGGCGAGACAAAGUUAAACUACUUGACUUCUGAUGGGGCCCAUGAAGGACUUGUUCCUCUUCGUAAAGAAGGGCCUGUUCAUGACGUUCAGUGGUCAUACACUGGCAAAGAAUUUGCAGUUGUUUAUGGAUUUAUGCCUGCCAUGGCAACAAUAUUUGACAGGAAAUGCAAUCCCCUUCUUGAGCUUGGGACAGGCCCAUACAACACAAUUAGAUGGAACCCAAAAGGAAAGUUUAUAUGCUUGGCCGGAUUUGGGAACUUGCCCGGUGAUAUGGCAUUCUGGGAUUAUGUUGAAAAGAAGAAAGUCGGAGUUACCAAGGCUGAAUUAUCAGUGUCAAGUGAAUGGUCUCCUGAUGGGCGUUACUUCAUGACUGCCACAACAGCUCCUAGGCUCCAAGUUGACAAUGGGAUUAAAGUAUUUCACCACAAUGGAGCACUGUACUUCAAGAAGAUGUUUGAAAAAUUGUACCAGGCUGACUGGAAACCCGAGUCACCAGAUAAGUUUGGUGAACUUUCACAACUCGUGGAGGCUGUCGACUCUCUGAAAAUUGGCGAGACUAAAACUCAAGGACAAGGAUCAAAAACAUCCAAAACCAUACCUGCCAACCCUCCUACACAAAAGCCCGCUGCUUAUCGUCCCCCGCAAGUUAAGGAAGCAGCAGCUAUCAAAGCGCAGUUACUUGGUGAAAGUCCUUCAGGAGAGAUGAGUAAGAAUGCUUUGAGAAACAAGAAAAAGAGGGAAAAGCAAAGGGAGAAAAAGGCAGCCGAAGCUGCUUCUUCUGCCCGUGAAUGAAAGAUUCAUGGCCAAAAGAAGCCGUUGUCAAGUUCCCACCCGUUUUUGCACCGUGUUUGGGCCGAGCUGAGGCCCAUUGGUUUUGGAGCCUCGAAGCUGAGCUAAUUCAGUUGAGUUGCUUCUGUCUUACCACCUCCCACAAAUGUAUUGUGUUUUGUGUUAUUCAGCAUUUGUUCUGUGCUGCACUUCUUUGGUGAUUGUUUCAUUUAAUGUUGUGUUAGGAUAUAUUUCUAAUUUUUUUUUAAAAUUUUAAAAUAUAUGUUGUUUGCUGAAAUAUUAUACGGCAUUAUAUCAUAGUCUUCAUAGCCAAACUGGGGUCAAACCGGUUUUGUCAUUUAUUCAUAAGGGCAGAUCCAGGAUUAAACGUUAUUUAUGGUG
This is a messenger RNA of Cuscuta campestris, 1681 nucleotides long. The record is from the annotation of a GenBank genome assembly. NCBI's taxonomy places the organism in Eukaryota, Viridiplantae, Streptophyta, Magnoliopsida, Solanales, Convolvulaceae.